UCCUGUAUUUUAUGUCUUCUGUGCGCACGCUAGCGUAUGGGAUCACGUGACUGCGAACAGGCGACUUCUCGCUCUCUUCCCUCUCCCGAAAAACGGCUCUACACCGACGUUCUUAUCUACGGCAACCACCGUGGGUUAAUUCGAAGAGAAGAAGUUGGGCCCCGAGGAUGGCUGGGAGUUCCGUGGGCUUGUAUCUUCGGUUUCCCUCUACCCACGGGCGCGAAAGGCACCACGUCGCGUGAUGGCAGCUGACUUGGGGAGAAGAGUCGGCCGCGCCUCUGAUGUGAGGAGUCAGGUGACACACAGACUGGUUUCACGUGGAUAUGACGCGCAGAGUCCAGCGGGAGGGGAACCAAGCGGUCAAGUCACGUGUUGCGGUGCCAGCCCCAGGCCCCUCCCCCAGAAAGGGCGGUCAACAUGGCGGCUGAGAGUUGGAAAGCGUCGGACGGCAGGGCUAGUGUUGGAUACUUCCAAGAGCAGUCGCGAAGAGAUCAAGAGAAUGGUGGAGCCAGGACAAGAUCUGUUGCUUGCUGCUUUGAGUGAGAGUGGAAUCAGCCCAAAUGAUCUAUUUGAUAUUGACCCUACGGACGUGGGCAUUGCAACUCCAGCACCAGCGCCAGCUGUUCAGCAGUUAGUGCUACUUAGUGCGUUAGUACUAGGCUUGGAGACUGAGGCAACAGUUGCUGUUAAACAAGAGCCAGAGACUGUAUCUACUCCAACACUAUUAAAUGUUAGGCAAACACCGUCAACCACAACCUUUGUGCUGAAUCAAAUAAAUCAGCUUCCAACUUUGGAGACUACAAUAGUAAUGACAAAAACCACACCUAUGAUGACUACUAGGCAGACCAUCACUGUAGCAAAAAUCAUUCAAACCAGCACAACUACUCAACCAUCAGUUGCAGCACCAGCAGUACGCAAUGCCUUGACCACUACACCUUCAAAAGAUCGGGUCCAUCUGAAAGAUCUGCUCAAAAAUAAUAGUCUUAACAAACUAAUGAAAUUAAAGCCACCUCUGAACAUUGCCCAGCCAGUUGCGACAGCAGCUACUGAUCUAAGCAAUGGUGCUGUAAAGAAGGCAGCUUCUACGAAAGUAGCAAGAAUAUGGAUAAAUGAUGUAAAAAUGGGAAGUUAUUCACCUACCAUGAAAGUUCCAGAAAUAAAAGAAGAGGAGGAACCCGAGGAGGAAGAUGAAGAAGAAAUGGGUCAUGCAGAAACAUAUGCAGAGUAUAUGCCAAUAAAAUUAAAAAUUGGCCUACGUCAUCCUGAUCCAGUUGUAGAAACCAGUUCGUUAUCCAGUGUAACCCCUCCUGAAGUAUGGUAUCAGACAUCAAUAUCUGAAGAAAGUAUUGAUAAUGGCUGGCUGUCGGCAUUGCAACUGGAAGCAAUUACUUAUGCAGCCCAGGUAGGCUGCACUAUAAUUUUAAAUCCUUUAUUUUUGAUAGGUGAUGGUGCUGGUGUAGGAAAAGGAAGGACCAUAGCUGGAAUAAUCUAUGAAAAUUACUUGUUGGGAAGAAAAAGGGCUGUAUGGUUUAGUGUGUCAAAUGAUCUGAAAUAUGAUGCGGAAAGAGACUUGAGGGACAUUGGAGCAAAAAAUAUUUUGGUUCAUUCAUUAAACAAGUUCAAAUAUGGAAAAAUUUCUUCAAAACAUAAUGGGAGUGUAAAGAGAGGUGUCAUUUUUGCCACAUAUUCUUCUCUUAUUGGUGAAAGUCAGUCUGGUGGUAAAUACAAAACCAGAUUAAAGCAGCUUCUCCACUGGUGUGGUGAUGACUUCGAUGGAGUUAUAGUAUUUGAUGAAUGUCACAAAGCUAAGAAUCUGUGUCCUGUUGGUUCUUCAAAACCAACAAAGACAGGCUUAGCUGUGUUGGAGCUUCAGAAUAAACUUCCGAAGGCUAGAGUUGUUUAUGCUAGUGCCACAGGUGCAUCUGAGCCACGAAAUAUGGCAUAUAUGAACCGUCUGGGAAUAUGGGGUGAAGGAACCCCAUUUAGGGAAUUCAGUGACUUUAUUCAGGCUGUUGAAAGAAGAGGUGUGGGUGCCAUGGAAAUAGUUGCUAUGGAUAUGAAACUGAGAGGAAUGUACAUAGCAAGACAGUUAAGCUUUUCAGGUGUGACCUUCAAAAUUGAAGAAGUUCUACUUUCACAGAACUACAUUAAAAUGUAUAAUAAAUCUGUGAAACUGUGGGUGAAUGCCAGAGAGAAAUUUCAACAAGCAGCUGAUCUUAUUGAUGCAGAGCAACGCAUGAAAAAGUCCAUGUGGGGUCAGUUUUGGUCAGCCCACCAGAGAUUUUUCAAGUACCUUUGCAUAGCAUCCAAAGUCAAAAGGGUGGUACAGCUAGCUCGAGAAGAGAUCAAGAAUGGGAAAUGUGUUGUUAUUGGACUACAGUCCACAGGAGAAGCAAGAACAUUAGAAGCCUUAGAGGAGGGUGGUGGAGAAUUGAAUGACUUUGUUUCCACAGCAAAAGGAGUUUUGCAGUCUCUCAUUGAGAAGCACUUCCCAGCUCCUGACAGGAAGAAGCUUUUUAGUUUGCUGGGAAUAGAUCUGACUGCUCAAAGUAAUAAUAAUUCACCCAGGGACAGUCCUUGUAAGGAGAACAAAAUGAAGAAACGGAAAGGUGAGGAAAUAACUAGAGAAACCAAGAAAGCUCGUAAAACAAGUGGCCUUGCUGGGAGCAGUUCUGAUGAGAGUGAAAGUGAGUCUGAUGCCUCAGACAUCGAAGAAAGUGACAAUGAGAGCUCCAAGUUUUUGAGUUCUGGAGAUGAUGAUGACUUUAACCCAUUCAGAGAUGAAUCCAGUGAGGAUGACGAAGAUGAUCCCUGGUUAAUUAGAAAAGACCAUAAGAAAAAUAAAGACAAGAAAAGGAAGAAAAGUAUAGACCCAGAUUCCAUUCAGAGUGCCUUAUUAGCUUCUGGUCUUGGAUCCAAACGACCUAGCAGUUUUUCUUCCUCUGUUACCACUGUUUCUAGUACCAAUACAUCAGCAAACAGUAAUACUAAGAGCAGCUUUGUAACAAGUCAGGAUGCUGUUGAAAGAGCCCAGCAGAUGAAAAAAGAAUUGCUUGAUAAACUGGAAAAACUAGCAGAAGACCUUCCUCCUAAUACAUUGGAUGAACUUAUAGAUGCACUUGGUGGUCCUGAGAAUGUGGCUGAGAUGACAGGCCGCAAAGGAAGAGUUGUAAGCAAUGAUGAUGGCAGCGUAUCGUAUGAGUCAAGAUCUGAACUUGACGUGCCUGUUGAAAUUCUAAAUAUCACAGAAAAGCAGAGAUUCAUGGAUGGAGACAAGAACAUUGCGAUCAUCUCAGAAGCUGCCAGCUCAGGUAUUUCAUUACAAGCAGACCGUAGAGCUAAAAAUCAGAGGCGGAGAGUGCACAUGACUUUGGAGUUACCAUGGAGUGCAGAUAGAGCAAUUCAGCAGUUUGGAAGAACUCACAGGUCAAACCAAGUUACUGCACCAGAAUAUGUGUUUCUAAUUUCCGAAUUGGCAGGAGAGCAAAGAUUUGCGUCAAUAGUUGCCAAAAGACUAGAGAGCUUGGGAGCUCUCACUCAUGGUGACAGAAGAGCAACAGAAACUAGAGACCUUAGCAGGUUCAACUUUGACAACAAGUAUGGCAGAAAUGCUUUGGAGAUAGUUAUGAAAUCCAUGGUGAAUCUAAAUUCACAAAUGGUGUCUCCACCUGCUGACUAUCCUGGAGAAUUUUUUAAAGAUGUUCGGCAAGGAUUAAUAGGUGUGGGCCUAAUAAAUGUAGAAGACCGAUCAGGAAUACUGACACUCGAUAAAGAUUACAACAAUAUAGGAAAAUUCUUGAAUAGAAUUCUGGGUAUGGAGGUGCAUCAGCAGAAUGCUUUAUUCCAGUAUUUCUCUGAUACGUUAAAUGCAGUUAUACAAAAUGCUAAGAAGAAUGGAAGAUAUGACAUGGGUAUUUUAGAUCUGGGUUCUGGGGAUGAGAAGGUCAGAAAGGCAGAUGCGAAGAAGUUCUUAACUCCAGGAUAUUCUACCUCUGGCCAUGUAGAAUUAUACACAAUCAGUGUAGAAAGAGGAAUGUCUUGGGAAGAAGCAACUAAGAUUUGGACUGAGCAAACUGGACCAGAUGAUGGAUUUUAUUUAUCUUCACAAAUGAGAAAUAAUAAGAAAACUGCCAUCUUGGUAAAGGAAGUGAAUCCCAAAAAGAAGCUUUUCUUAGUAUACAGACCAAACACUGGGAAACAACUCAAAUUGGAAAUGUAUACAGACAUGAAAAAGAAAUAUAAGAAGGUAAUGUUUUAAAUCAAUUUACUUAAAGUAGUUGCUUUGUGGUAAAAGAAGGUGCAGGAUUUUUCAAAACC
Messenger RNA from Pelodiscus sinensis (Chinese soft-shelled turtle), 4317 nucleotides. NCBI's taxonomy places the organism in Eukaryota, Metazoa, Chordata, Testudines, Trionychidae. The record is from RefSeq and is a predicted model, not a curated record.